UCCGCCUCCCAGGAGGGUGAGAAGGGCCGGCCGCCUGAGGGAGAUUGCAGUCUUCCCGGAGCUGUAGACCCUGUCCUGAAUCGGACACUGGGACGUCUCGCCCUCUCGUGGCACCUGUUGCAGGUGACAGGCAACUCUGGUAGCUCUCCUAUGCUGGUUGCUUUGAAGAAAGAAGAAUAGAAGGAAAAAUAGAAUAAGUCAUGUCGGAGAUGCUUGACCUCUCUUUUCUGUCUGAGAUGGAAAGGGAUUUGAUCAUUAGUGUUCUACAACGAGAUGAGGAACUCCGAAAAGCAGAUGAGAAAAGGAUUAGGCGAUUGAAGAAUGAAUUACUGGAAAUAAAAAGGAAAGGGGCCAAGAGGGGCAGCCAACACUAUAGUGAUCGGACCUGUGCCCGGUGCCAGGAGAACCUGGGCCGUUUGACUCCUAAGACCAACACUUGUCGGGGUUGUAAUCACCUGGUGUGCCGAGACUGCCGUAUUCAUGAAAGCAAUGGUACCUGGAGGUGCAAGGUGUGCGCCAAGGAAAUAGAGCUGAAGAAGGCAACUGGAGACUGGUUUUAUGACCAGAAAGUGAAUCGCUUUGCUUAUCGCACAGGCAGUGAGAUAAUCAGGAUGUCCCUGCGCCGCAAACCUGCAGUGAAUAAAAGAGAGACUGUGGGACAGUCCCUCCAUCAUCAGUCACAAAUGGGUGAUGUCUGGCCAGGAAGAAAGAUCAUUCAGGAGCAACAGAAGGAGCCCAGUGUACCAAUCGAAGUGCCCAAGCCGAAAAGUGGAAAGAGUGCACUGGAGGCUGAGAGUGAGAGUCUGGAUAGCUACACUGCUGACUCAGAUAGCACAUCCAGGAGAGACUCUCUGGACAGAUCUGGCCUCUUUCCAGAAUGGAAGAAGAUGUCUGCUCCAAAAUCUCAACUAGAAAAGGAAACUCAAUCUGGAGGUCAAAAUGUGGUAUCUGUCAGUGAGGGUGAAAUGAUAUUCAAGAAGAACACCAGAAAAAUCUUCAGGCCUUCAGAAUAUACUAAAUCUGUGAUUGAUCUUCGCCCGGAAGAUGUGGGGCAUGAAUGUGGCUCCUUGGGAGACAGAAGCAAAUCUGUCCCUGGACUCAGUAUGGAUAUGGAAGAAGAAGAGGAAGAGGAAGAAGAGGAAGAAGAAGAAGACAUUGACCACCUGGUGAAGUUGCAUCGCCAGAAACUAGCCAGAAGCAGCCUGCGAAGUGGCUCCUCCAUGAGUACAAUAGGCAGCACGAUGAGCAUCUAUAGUGAAGCUGGUGAUUUCGGGAACAUCUCUGUGACUGGCAAGAUUGCCUUUUCCCUGAAGUAUGAGCAGCAAACACAGACUUUGGUCAUCCACGUGAAGGAGUGCCACCAGCUGGCUUAUGCUGAUGAAGUUAAGAAGCGCUCUAAUCCAUAUGUGAAGACUUAUCUGCUGCCUGACAAGUCCAGGCAAGGAAAAAGAAAAACCAGCAUCAAGAGGGACACCAUCAAUCCACUAUAUGAUGAGACCUUCAGAUAUGAGAUCCCAGAAUCUCUCCUGGCCCAAAGGACAUUGCAGUUCUCAGUUUGGCAUCAUGGUCGUUUUGGUAGAAACACUUUUCUUGGAGAGGCAGAUGUCCAGAUGGAUUCCUGGAAGCUUGAUAAGAAACUGGAACAUUGCCUUCCUUUGCAUGGAAAGAUCAGUGCUGAGUCCCUGACUGGCUUGUCAUCACACAAAGGCGAGUUGGUGGUUUCAUUGAAAUACAUCCCAGCCUCCAAACUCCCUGUUGGAGGUGACCGGAAAAAGAGUAAAGGUGGGGAAGGGGGAGAGCUCCAGGUAUGGAUCAAAGAAGCCAAGAACCUGACGGCUGCCAAAUCAGGAGGGACUUCAGACAGCUUUGUCAAGGGAUACCUCCUUCCUGUGAGGAACAAGGCCAGUAAGCGUAAAACUCCUGUGAUGAAGAAGACCCUGAAUCCCCACUACAACCAUACAUUUGUCUACAAUGGUGUGAGGCUGGAAGAUCUACAACACAUGUGCCUGGAACUGACUGUGUGGGACCGGGAGCCCCUGGCCAGCAAUGACUUCCUGGGAGGGGUCAGGCUGGGUGUUGGCACUGGGAUCAGUAAUGGGGAAGUGGUGGACUGGAUGGACUCGACUGGGGAAGAAGUGAGCUUGUGGCAGAAGAUGCGACAGUACCCAGGGUCUUGGGCAGAAGGGACUCUGCAACUUCGUUCCUCGAUGGCCAAGCAGAAGCCGGUUUAUGAGUUGGCCAGAGAAAGUCAGAGGAAGUGAAGAAACCAAGAGUAAAGAUUUAUAAUUUAAUAUGUAUGUUAUGUCUAUGUGUAUACAAAUAUGUAUUUCUAUAAAUCUCACUAUACUAGACUUGCUCCCCUUUUGAAAACAGGUUCAAGAAUAAGGGUAUCUUUAAUGUUUUUAUUUGUGCAGAAGCGAGUAUACUUACAAAGUCCAUUCUUAUAUCUCUGAGUUUUAAUUAACUUCUAAAAUGUUUUAAAAUAACUUUUUAUCUCCUGUCUUACUAUCCUUGUUCCUACUUCCCUAGGAAGCCCUGGCUGCCUCUGGCAUUAGUAAGAAUCUAUGUUUAAAUGUGUUCCUGGUCUGAGGUCAAGGAUCUGGGAAGCAGGGUUGGGUUACUAAAGACAGGAGAAGAUGGUAGAAAGGUGAGUAGGUCCUCUCCUUCCUCUCUAAUUUAUGCUUUUAAUGCCUUUUUCUACCUUGACAAAUUUCUAGAACUUUGCUUUUAACUCCUCUUGUUUUUUAAGCAGUUUCCACCUUGCUUGAGUCUAAUGGUUUUUGUGAAAUGGUAAGAAAAUUAUUCAGUUCCUUCUGGUUCUAGAUACCUUCACUAUACCUUAUAAUGGGGCUGCUUUUAAAAAAGCACUUUAAUUAAAUAAUAGCCUUUAGACCAAGUCAUGGACAUGAUGGACAUGAGCAGCAAGUAGUUCUUGGUGGUUCCAGAGGACCAGAGUGACUGAGGCUGAAGUGUCUUCCAGUCUGUGUUGAAUUCUUUGCAUUUAAACUGUUACAGUGGUUGUUGGAGAGCUCAUUUCUCUAAUGAAAGGCAAGACAUCUUCAUUCUCAACAUGCACCACAUCUUUCUUAGUGUUUGUGUCCACAAUGUAUUACCACACAGAAUAUGGUCUACAUAUCAUUUUCUCCACCAGAAUAGCCAAGUACUCUGUAAACUGGUCCAGUGUUUCUCCAGGCUGGGCACAGUUAGUGCUCCGAGAUAAUGUAUUCUGACUUCUUUCUUGAAAUGGUUUCAGAUCUUAUUUUUUUUCUAUUGUUUCCUAAUCUUGACCUAGAUGUAAGAUGUAACAGGGGAGUGAUAUGUUGAGACCUUUCUAAGAAGGAUUUUAAUGAGCUAAGGUUCGUUUUCUAAAACUUACUGUUCCAAACUGACCUUUUUAUUCUUCCAUGUGUAUCUACACAGUCAUUUGUGAAAGAAGUCUAUACCGGAGAAGAAAUACCCGUCAGGGUAGUCAUGUGCUCACUCACUGACUCUCCUAUAUCUGUGAACUGAAUGGAGGAGUGUUUUUAAAAGGUUUAUUUGGUGUGGGUUGAUAUUGUAAUGGAAGGCAAACUUGGGAUACUGUGCUGUAACUUGCUCCUUUGUCCUCCACCCCCUGAAAUAUACUUGUUCUUCAAUAAAGUGUUCUCACUUGUUAAGUGUU
Molecule: messenger RNA, 3661 nt
Organism: Myotis brandtii (Brandt's bat)
Lineage: Eukaryota; Metazoa; Chordata; Mammalia; Chiroptera; Vespertilionidae
Gene: SYTL4
Product: synaptotagmin-like 4
Exons: 17
Coding region: 201-2261 (686 amino acids)
Biological process (GO): intracellular protein transport; exocytosis
Cellular component (GO): plasma membrane; exocytic vesicle
Molecular function (GO): phospholipid binding; small GTPase binding; neurexin family protein binding
Source: RefSeq, a predicted model, not a curated record